Molecule: messenger RNA, 852 nt
Organism: Symbiodinium natans
Lineage: Eukaryota; Dinophyceae; Suessiales; Symbiodiniaceae
Source: the annotation of a GenBank genome assembly
AUGCUGCAGGAGAUCUUUGCGCGCAACGCGCUGAGCAAGGAGGAUGUGCUUAUGGGCCUGGAGGUGCAUCGGGCAGUGCUGGAGGCGGGGCUCGUGGGCCACGACGCGACGGAGCGCCGGACCUUAGCCGCCACGUGCCGGCCCCCUGGGCGGCAGUGGGAGGAAGACGGCCUCACCUUUGCUGAGUUUGCCGGGAAGAUCGUGCCCGGCUGCAGGGCGACGCUGUCGGCGAUGCGGCAUGACAAGCUGCACAAGCUGCUGGCUGCUGCUCCACGGGAGUGGACAGGCCGGGUGCAGAAGGCGCGGCUCCUGGAGGCUUGCCUACAGGUGCUACCUGCUGAGUAUCUGGAUCCCGUGGAGGAUGGCGAGGGAGCCCUGCCCGGGAACGCUGUCCUGCAGGAGCUGAUCCGUCUGUACUCCGAGGGUGCGGAGGGCUACUCCCUCCCUGAGAUCGCGCUGAAGCUUCAGGCUAUCUCGGAGGACACCCCGCGAUCAAUCUUCAUUGUUCUCGAUCUGGCCGCGGACGUGGCCUCCGCAGACGGCCGCCAGGCAGUGGCGACGCGGCUGGCGCAGCUCUGUGGCGAAGGAGGUGGGCCCCUGUCGUGCGUGGUGCACAAUGCUGCCGUGAUUGGCGAGCUCUGCAAUGUGGACCAGCUCACGCUGGCGGGCUACCAGCGGACAAUGGCCAUCAACGUGGAGGGCCCUCUCUUCUUGACGCAGGCGCUGAAACCCAGCUUCUCCUCGGGUAGCCGCGUGCUGCACAUCAGCAGCGGUGCCGCGCACAGGCCGCUGGAGGGAUGUCUGACGUACUGCACCAGCCGCUCUGUUGCAGGUGAUGCGGUGCCUGGAUGA